CCGUCGUCUUCGCCGCGGUUUGUACAAUCCAUAUCCUCGAUCUGUGCUGCAUGAUGGCGGGCAGGCCCAGACAAUCCACGCCGUCAUGGUCAGACCUCCAGCCGGAACUUCUGGGCCUCGUCCUCAGCCGGCUCCCCUCCCUAACCGACCGUAUCCGGCUCCGAGAGGUCUGCCACCAGUGGUGCCGCGCCGCCCGGAUGGCGCCCCUGCUGCCCACCCGUGGGUGGCCCUCCACGACGCGACCUUCGUCAGCCUCCCGGCCGGGGAGACCCACCGCGUGCCUCUACCGGACGACGGCGCUCGCCGUCUUGGCUGCCAUGGCUCCGUGGGCAGAUGGCUCCUCUUCCAGGACAAAAUCGACGGCGCGUGCUCGCUCGUGGACCCAAUCUCCAGGGCCGCUGCAGUGCGGCUUCCUCGGCUGCCCUCCUUUGCUCCCCUGGGAGCACAUACCACGAGGCUUCGACUGCUGCUGGUGCUGCGUCAUUCAGAGUGCCCCAUGAGGCCAUAUCAUGCCGCGUUCUUCGACGGAAAGCUGUACGCGAUCUCGCACAGCAACAAGCUCUUCGCCCUCGACAUUGAUUCGAGCGAACAAGGCGAGCCCAGAAUCCAAUCUAUGAGAUGCGUAGCUGACUCCAUCAAUGAUUCAGGGACUACAUCGCGAGCCUUUCCUGACGGGUAUGUCGACCACACAUAUUGGAGAUAUCUUGUUGAAUCUGGUGGCAGGUUGCUGCAGAUAAGGCGGCUGGCUAGGAUCCCCUCCAUUGCGCGAGGUUGUGAUAGAGCGCGACGGUGUCGUACUGUUUCAUUUGACCUCUUCGAAGCAGACUUGACCGGUUCCUGUGGCCAAUGGAGACCGGUCAGCAAUUUGGGAGGGCAAGCUAUCUUCGUUGGCACAUACUCUAGGUCUCUUCCUGCUUUCUGAAUGUGGAGCUCAGGAGGAUUGUGUCUACUUCAUGUGUGACCAGGGUAGUGGAUAUUGUGAUAAAGAUCCUUUUCACGAUUGUGGUUUGUUCCACGUGAGAAAUGGGAUGAUCACGCCUAUGCUGCCAAAGAUUGCGGUCGUGCCGACG
Molecule: messenger RNA, 1070 nt
Organism: Panicum virgatum (switchgrass)
Lineage: Eukaryota; Viridiplantae; Streptophyta; Magnoliopsida; Poales; Poaceae
Exons: 3
Coding region: 86-922 (278 amino acids)
Source: RefSeq, a predicted model, not a curated record